Molecule: messenger RNA, 1597 nt
Organism: Polyodon spathula (Mississippi paddlefish)
Lineage: Eukaryota; Metazoa; Chordata; Actinopteri; Acipenseriformes; Polyodontidae
Product: 26S proteasome regulatory subunit 4
Exons: 11
Coding region: 54-1376 (440 amino acids)
Biological process (GO): proteasome-mediated ubiquitin-dependent protein catabolic process
Cellular component (GO): proteasome regulatory particle, base subcomplex
Molecular function (GO): ATP hydrolysis activity; proteasome-activating activity; ATP binding
Source: RefSeq, a predicted model, not a curated record
UUCUUUGCCGUAGAGUGACGUACUUCCUGAGAGACAGUCCGCUUCGUUGAAGGAUGGGUCAAAGCCAGAGUGGGGGACAUGGACCUGGUGGUGGCAAGAAGGAUGAUAAGGAUAAGAAGAAGAAAUAUGAACCACCAAUUCCAACCAGAGUUGGCAAAAGGAAGAAGAAAUCAAAAGGACCAGAUGCGGCUAGCAAGUUACCCUUGGUGACCCCUCACACUCAGUGCAGACUGAAGCUUCUUAAAUUGGAGCGAAUUAAAGAUUACUUGCUAAUGGAAGAAGAAUUUAUCCGAAAUCAAGAACAAAUGAAACCCCUAGAAGAGAAGCAAGAGGAAGAGAGAUCAAAGGUAGAUGAUCUACGAGGAACCCCAAUGUCUGUGGGUACUCUGGAGGAGAUCAUUGAUGACAACCAUGCCAUAGUCUCUACAUCUGUGGGUUCAGAGCACUAUGUCAGUAUUCUGUCAUUUGUAGACAAGGAUCUGCUGGAGCCUGGUUGCUCUGUCCUACUUAACCACAAGGUUCAUGCUGUCAUAGGAGUUCUGAUGGAUGACACAGAUCCUUUGGUCACUGUCAUGAAGGUUGAGAAGGCCCCUCAAGAGACAUAUGCAGACAUUGGAGGGCUAGAUAACCAGAUUCAAGAAAUCAAAGAAUCUGUUGAACUUCCACUUACCCAUCCAGAAUAUUAUGAAGAGAUGGGUAUCAAGCCUCCAAAAGGAGUUAUUCUAUAUGGGGCUCCUGGUACAGGCAAAACUCUGUUGGCCAAAGCUGUUGCGAAUCAGACAUCAGCUACUUUUCUUCGAGUGGUUGGGUCUGAGUUAAUUCAGAAGUACCUGGGUGAUGGUCCAAAACUUGUGCGGGAGCUGUUCAGAGUGGCAGAGGAGCACGCUCCUUCUAUUGUAUUUAUUGAUGAAAUCGAUGCCAUUGGUACAAAGAGAUACGACUCAAAUUCUGGGGGCGAGCGAGAGAUUCAGCGUACAAUGUUGGAGCUGCUCAACCAGCUUGAUGGUUUUGAUUCCCGCGGUGAUGUUAAGGUCAUCAUGGCAACAAACAGGAUAGAAACGCUAGACCCAGCCCUUAUCAGGCCAGGAAGAAUUGACCGUAAAAUUGAGUUCCCAUUGCCUGACGAAAAGACCAAGAAGCGAAUCUUUCAGAUCCACACAAGCAGAAUGACGCUGGCUGACGAUGUAAACUUGGAUGACUUAAUUUUGGCAAAAGAUGAUCUUUCUGGGGCAGACAUAAAGGCCAUUUGCACAGAAGGUGGAUUGAUGGCAUUACGAGAACGCAGAAUGAAAGUGACAAAUGAAGACUUUAAAAAGUCCAAAGAAAAUGUUCUUUACAAGAAACAGGAGGGCACACCAGAGGGACUCUAUCUUUAAUUUAAGGAAGAAACCUUUACAUUUCUCUUCAUAGUAUUGACAGUAUACUCGUUGCAUAAGGAUGUAAACCGCUGUAUAUUAAAGCAAGCACUGUUGUCUGUAUGACCAAGGAGAUUUUGAUAAAACUCAGUGUUUGCAUGAAUUGUGAUAUCCUUGCUGGGGCAGGGUUUUAAGUCAUUGUAAAGCAUCUUAUUUGACAAUAAAAUAUUUCAUUUCAGAAA